UGCGAAAAGAACCACAAAAGAGCGGUACAAUCACAUUGACAGCAGCCGAAUAUUUUAUUUCUAUCCAUAAAUUAAAUAAAAAUCUUGCAAUAAACAAAGAAGAACACAAACGGCAGCUAGAGAAUCAACAGGAAACAGGAGCGACAAUGGAAGCCGCAACCGCUGUUGCGGACUCCGCGCUGUCGCCCAUUAACAAACGGAACUUGGCAAAAUGUCGAGCGUGUCUAUCUGUGAAUCGAAAAACCGUAAAGUUAGACGCCGAAAUGCCAAAUCUGAAAAAGUCGCGGACCUACGGCCAGGGUCUAAGACAGUGCACCAACCUGGAAAUGAGGGCGGUCAGUCCCAGCGGCUACCACUGGCCCAUGCAGAUCUGUGUGCGGUGUUGCCGCGCCCUCGAGGUGUCAAUGCACUUUGUGGAAAUGGCUCUCGAGUCCAAUCUGAAGCUGUAUGCCGAAGCUAAAACGGUAAAGCUACCCAGUCCGCCGGGGGAGCUCAAGCGGAAGGCUAGCUCCGAGACGUUACAGUGGAAUCAGUUCAGUCAGGAGUUUGACAAAUUUGUGGAGAGCUACGAUGGUGUGCCGGGCCCAAUUGAAGAGAAUGUGCUGUAUAUGAGAGGUGCCAAAAUUCCGCGUCUGGAUGCGGAUGUGUCGGCCAAAAAGCCCCCGAAAGAGGAUGAAGUGAUUCUGUUUGAUGUCAAAUAUGACAACAACGAUCUGGAGGAGGAGGACGAGAAUGACGGCUCGGAUGCCAAGAACAAUGAGACCUUCUUUGAGAAUAGUAUUACGACGGGCUCCCCAUUGCCAGGCACUCUUCGGGCAAUCAAAUCCGUGGGCAGUCAAAGUGGCGAGAAUAAUAAUAAUUACAAAUUUAACUUGAACAACAACAAAAACGGCGACAUGUCCAGCUUCCCCGACGUCGAGUGCGACCUUAUACAACGCGCUCUGUACAUGACACUGAACGAUGAAGACGGCAGCAGCAACAAGGAUAGCGUGGCGCAGGAAGAGCAGGCCAUUGAGUCCAUUAAAAACCUUCUACUAAGUGAGAGUGAGAAUGUUGGCUCCGUUCAGGUGUCUUCUACCAGCAGCCCAGCCAUCAGGAAAGACAGCCCCGUCAUACCCGUGCUCAACUGCAGCAUUUGCAAGUACACUCACACCGAUUCGAAACAGAUCAGAAGUCAUUAUAUCGGCAUUCACAAGAUCGAUAUGGCCGAAGAUGAUAUCAUUGGAUUGACCAAUAAUCAAAGCUUCAAGUGUCGUCCCUGCAACAGCUAUGACACGAAGAUCAGGCAGGAAAUGCAAAAACAUUUGAUUCAUCAUCAUAAAAUUGAUGGGGAUUUCGAAAUGUACUGCUAUGUGCAGCAGAACUGUCCAGCUUGUCCUCGGGUAUUCAAGGAUCAGAGAUCAGCUCGAACUCACUAUACAAGAAUGCACACUCAGGCGGCGCGCGAACUACCCGAAUCGCACCCAUGCGGUGCCUGCGGUAAAGUUUUCAACCAAAAGGCCAGUCUGCAGGCGCACCAGCGAUUCUGCCAGCUGAAAGACCCCGUCCAAUGCACCUUCUGCGAUCAGAAGUUCAGCAGUCUGCGCAAGUACGAGAUCCAUUUGCAGCAGCUACAUUCAGUGGACACGCUGCAUGCAUGCGAAAUAUGCCAUAAGACUUUCAAGAGUGCCGACUUCCUGGCCGUGCACCGUAAGCGUCAUUCGGAGCGGCACUACCAGUGCGACAAGUGCUCCCUGAACUACAUCAACGCGGCCGAGCUCCGUGUCCACUACGAGCGUGCCCAUGUCAAUGACGACCAAGUCAGCUGCCUCAUAUGUGGCAGUCAGUUUCAAAACUUUGCCUUGAUGCGCGAGCACGAGAACAGGAGCCACCAGAAGCAGGUGUGGCGCUGCGAGAAGUGCAACUUUGAGGCCAAUUCGCGGGCUCGCAUGCGUCAGCAUCAAUUCGAGCACACCGCUUAUCCCUACAAGUGUGAACACUGCCCCGAGGAGUUCGCCGAUCGCAAAAAAAUCCGAUUACAUUCCAAAAAGGUGCACAGCAUCGAGCUGAGCGAUGAGCAGCUGGCCGAGAUGUUUCGCGAGCGGAUUGGCUAUACAAAUCGGCACGAUGCCUUCAACAAGAAUAAUAUGUCACUUGAGAUACCCGGAUUUAGCGAGGAUUGCUUUAGUGAGCUGAAGAGCUUGGGGGUUGACUACGACGACAUUACAACAGAUCUCUUCUCGAAUUCCAACACACUGGACGAACUGCUUGACUUGAUUCCCUGAACUGAGUACCGAUCCAUUUACCUGCAUAGAAGUGAUGUGAUGAUCCUGAAGCAUUAAACAAAACAAAAUAGCUAACGAGAGCUAUAAGACUGUAUCCAAUUUUACACCACACCAAGAAUCGACCGACAGAACGACAAAUUUCCAUUAACUAUUUUGCCCAGAGAACUCAGACCGAACCUGCUGCUGGCAUUCACAUUCACGUGUACUUCCGCACAGGGCACAUAGGAACCAAACCAUGAUAUUUUUGAAGUUACCAAUCUCAAUAAACCAUUAGAAAAGUGCUUCUGAAGCGCCCCCUA
Messenger RNA from Drosophila guanche, 2563 nucleotides. Its product is annotated as PR domain zinc finger protein 5. Gene Ontology annotation, molecular function: DNA-binding transcription factor activity; zinc ion binding; RNA polymerase II cis-regulatory region sequence-specific DNA binding. Bases 147 to 2264 code for a protein of 705 amino acids. The record is from RefSeq and is a predicted model, not a curated record. The transcript has 6 exons. Gene Ontology annotation, cellular component: nucleus. Gene Ontology annotation, biological process: regulation of transcription by RNA polymerase II. Lineage: Eukaryota; Metazoa; Arthropoda; Insecta; Diptera; Drosophilidae.